Messenger RNA from Clunio marinus, 324 nucleotides. Lineage: Eukaryota; Metazoa; Arthropoda; Insecta; Diptera; Chironomidae. The record is from the annotation of a GenBank genome assembly.
AUGACAGAUUGUUCCAUUAAACAAUCGCAAUCUGAAUACCAAAUAAUUCCGCUGCUGACGCUGAUGAAGAUGAAGCUUUUCCGAAUAGAAAUGUCACGUAAGGAAUCAGCAAAUGAACUGAACAAGAAGAUGAAGACAGAACUGCGAUUUCUUGUCAAGAACUCAAGAAUGAUGUUGACCGCGUUCUACGAAUGGAAAAGUUUAAGAGUUGAAAAUUUCGAGAGUCUUCAUAUGAGUGCUUGUUCUCGACUCUUUUCAAACCAAUUUCUUAUUGUGUUGAAUUCGUUGAGCCCCGAAAAGGGAAAAUCUCAAAACUAUGAAUAA